UACUGCUGCUGCUGCGUUCCUCUCACUGCCGUCCUGCCACAGCUCAGUGACACACUCUACACCCUGACACUCCCAAUACCCAACAGACUGAGUACUCAGUCAAAAGGUUCGGGUCUUAUCCUUUUUGAAAUAAUAUAUAAUAAUAAGCACAUGUCAUGUUAGACUGGCACUCUAGUAAAUGACGAGGUUGUGAAAGGCAGCCUCACAACGGUGAAUACUAACUCUCAGACUCUUCCUCUUGCCCUGGAACUAGACACUGAGAGAGUUCUUCCUUAGCUGUAUCUUAAUUUACACUAUUCACGUCACCCUUCGCUGAUUCCACAAAAAAAACAUUCAUUGAUUAGGACUGGAAAAUUCAGCAUCGCUACGUCACCCACUGUCAUGUAGUGGCAUGUCAGGGACUUGAGACGACGCUGUGCGUGGUCGUCGUACGGGCAGUAUGCCAGUCGCCUGUUGCUUUCAGCGACGUCAAUACCAAAGUUUAUUUUAAGAAUUGGUGUGCGUUUUAAGCCGUUCUCGACCUCUCCGGCAGCGGGUGGCCAUCUCGAGACACCAAACCAGUUGCCUCUACUGGAACUUCCUUCUUGGUUAGCGAGUGACGGGAGUUGGAAGUGACUUGAGGGCAGACGCGAUCAGAUACCCGCAUCCUCGAAAUCGACAUUAACACGACAAAAGGGAAAGCCCGUCGUGGCACACCCCUCCUUACUGCCAUGGAGUGUCAACAAGACAACGGGCACGCCAGCAUACACGAGUCUCAUGUUGCCGUUGCUGAAGUAAGAAGAUCUCCAACGCGCCAGAGGUGGCGCAGCACUCGCUGGCUCGUCCUGGUAGCUCUCAGCCUGGUCCUAGCGCACACCGAGGCCGGCGCUAAAGACCGCAACCCGAGCUACGCCCUGCCGGUCUACAGUCAAAAGCCCCGUGUCUGCCCGCCUCCAAAGGAAAUAUCUCCGUGCGUCUGCUCCGUCAUAUCUAAAGGUCUGGACAUAGUAUGCGACCACUCUGACGAGAGCCACAUACGCAACACCCUGAACGUGCUCAAGCAAAAGAGCGUUGCGGUCUACUGGAUGAAGUUCCGCAACUGCAAAUUGGCUCGCGUAUCCGACUUCAUCUUCAUGGGUUUGGACGUGAUCCAUCUAAACAUCAUCAGGAGUAACGUUAGCGUCAUCGAGACCUCCUCACUGUCAGCCCUCGGCAAGUCUCUGGAGAGCCUCGACCUCGCGAGCAACCUUCUAUCAGCUGUUCCAACAACGGCGCUGAGAAGCCAGGAGAUGUUGACGUUCUUGAACCUGAACUAUAACCGCAUAACCAGUCUCCCGGAGGCGGCGUUCGCUGGCAUGUCGGUGCUGCAGCGUCUGACGCUCUACGAGAACCGCAUCAAGGAGAUUCACCACAAUGCUUUCAAGGGCAUUCCACGGCUCACUCGGCUGAAUCUCGGUAAAAACCUAUUGGACAAAAUACCAUCGGAUUCUUUCCACCCUCUCGUUAAUCUCGAAGUUCUGGACAUCCAUGAGAACCACAUCGUGCACUUGCCUGACGCGGCUUUCCAAGGUCUGACAAAGCUGGACAUGUUGAAGCUUGAGCACAACCGCAUCGAAAUGAUCCAAGACAACGUGUUCCACGACUUGUCCUUGCUCAACUCCCUCAACAUCGAGCACAACAAAAUCGUCAACAUUAGCGACAAUGCCUUCAAUGGACUAGAAACAAACCUGGGUUGGCUGGAGCUCGGCAACAAUCGCCUCGAUCACAUCCCGAGCCACGCACUGCGCCCGCUCCACAGCCUCCGUCAACUCGACCUCGACUCGAACUCGAUCCAGGAAAUGCAGGAGGACGCGUUCCAAGGAUACGGAGACACGCUCAAAUACAUCAUACUCGAAAAGAACCACAUCAAGACAAUUCCUCGUCUAGCAUUCACCGACCUACACUCGCUGGAAUGGCUCAAGAUCGCCCACAACGAGAUUAAAACGAUCCCCGAAGACACGAUGCAACCUAUCCUCGACACGCUCAGGAUGCUCGAUCUCUCAAAUAACCCGCUGGUGUGCAGCUGCGAUAUUCUCUGGCUGAGACAUUGGUUGCUGAAUCCCCACCACGACAGCAACAACGUCGAAAGCAUCGGCGAGCACAUUUGCGUGACACCGGACCAGAAAUUUCACGUCAUUAAAACUCUAGAAGAGAAGGCGUUCAACUGUCCUCAUCCGCGUACUGGCGGAAGCACGCGCUGUGAAUCUUGUAACGCCAGCAGCACCAGUGAUGAUAGUAGCUUGGGUGAGGAGAGCCAGCCCUCUCCUUGGCCUGCAAAUGAACCCAAUGAGGUGGAGAUAAAGAACCCUCCUCAGCAGAAGACUUCAGGUGCCCCAGCCCUAACGACCAUGACCCUGGUGGUUCUCUGCUCUCUGCUAGCUUCGACCUUGGCUUCCUAACUACAUCGUCAAUCAUCAAAUCAAAUAUCUGAGAACCUUGGCGUCAAGCUAUCGACGGGAAAACUUCUGUCACGGAAUCGAGAUCAGGAGUGGAAGCGUGAUUAAGCCUGACAAUGCAUGGGCGAUUUGACAAGAACAAUCAUCCAUCAUCUUCAAGUCGGGACAUCGAUCGUGUUUCUUUCAAACACGCAGUAUGGAAUCGCUUCUUGCUCCAAAAGUGAUAACUGGAAAACUAUGCACGAAUUUCCGGCUAAGUUUAACAUGUUUUUUUUCUGGAAAAUUUUCAGAAGUCAACAGUAGCAUGAUCUUUGAAAUUUCGAUUACAGUUUUACCCACAUUAUUAGUCACAAGUAUUCACAUUCAUGUAUUUUGAAUUCAAAGAGCUGCCACAUGCAACUCCUACAUCAGUUCGCUAAGAAUUUUUUUUACUCGAUUUUUUGAGUCGACUCUGAUUAUUGUUGAGCUAGAUAGAAUUUCCACCGUAAAUUUGACGUCGUAGUUUCAAUGGAGUCCUAAUCAAAAGACGCGUAUUAAAGUUAUACAUGUACCGUAUCAUCUUAGUAUGGAUCGCUCCAGCAAACCAUCAUUCUCUUUACCAAAUUUCUUAUCACCGACUGACUUAUAUAGUCUCCCUUAUGUCAUAAUGGAUGGUAAAAAAUCAUAAUAGAAAAACCUAAAUAAAAAAGUUAGCCAAACACGAUUUCUCUGCAGAAUGUGGUUUAUUUUUAUUGUUUGAACUUUUGAGACCUAAUCACUGUCUAUAGACUGCAUGGUAUGUGCACACACCCUGUUCGUGUAAUGGCUGCGUGAUAAAAAGCGAACGCUGUGGGGAAAUUGUGCCGCAAAGCACACUCAUCAUCUGCUGUUAGACGCCUAUACAAAUAUCAUAGAUAUUUGAGGCAGUUACCGGUUGUUAUUGAAGUAUUCGUGUGUUUCUACGAUUUUGCUCUACACGCAAGAAUUAGUUCUUUUUAGCUUCAGCGACGUCAUCUCUAUUUUUGAAUUGCAUAUAUGAGGUAUAACCAUAUAAUCCUAAUUCAUCACAAUGAAAUAUAUAACAGUUGAAAUUAGAAUUCGGUCAAUAUUGUAAGUGUGAGCUCAAUGAUCAAACUGCUAAUGGGGAUGGCUAGAAACUUGGUAUUUAAAAUUCUUAAAGAAAGGUCAUGAGGUUUUUCGAAGAAACACAAGUGUAGUCGCCACGUCAUAUAGGCACUGAUAGAAUUCUUAGACCAUGACAGGAAAAAUCGAUCUCAUGUCUUGCAUAGCGUAGAGUUGGACCAUAUCGAGAAUAGUCUCUUAUAAUAUUUUACUCGUAUUUUUGAAUAAUAAACACUCCUGCAUGAAAUGAUACUUGUGAUCUGUAAAUUGUUUAGAUCUUACAUUAGAUACGAUAUUUUAAACAUUCUUGCAAGCUGCAACCGCAUUUCACUGGAGCUGUUUAUCAGACGGCUAUUGAUUCGGAAAUUAUUAAACCAGAUAAAUUCUCUUGAAUAAAAUGAAGAAGUAUAAUAUUUUCAAUGUCAUUAAAAAAAUGGGAUGAUAUCUGAGAAUAAAGUCAUGAUAAAUAUGGAGUACCUUGAAGCGAAAAUUGAGUUCGCAUUCGUAAUAAAAUUGAACAGAACGGUGUGGAUAUGUCUUGUUUGCUCACCCGAAGAUGAGUCUUCUCAUAUCCUUCAAAUUAAGCAUAAGAGGACAUAAGAGUCUUCAGUACUUGGACAAGCGGGUAUCUCAUGCCUGAAUUUGCAUAUCAAUAUAAAAUUGCUAAUGAUCGGGGAUUUUCUUCAUAACAUCCGUAGGUCGUAUUGAGGAUAACACCCAAUAUCAUUCACGCCCAGCAUUACUGUGCUAAAAUGAGCAUUCACAUUUGUUCUCUGUAACCUUCUAUGAGAUUUGCAGUCUUAUCUUGAUGUUCGUCGUGUUGUGCUGUGAUCGGGCUAGUGUGAGUGUUGAUGCUUCAGCCGAGUUCAUUUGAUGAAGUAUUUUUGUGAAUACAUUCCUUCUUUAUUCGUGGAUAUCGAGAUUUUGGACAGGAAUGUUCAAUAAUAAAUGAAUUAUUCUUCUGUGUGUGUAUUCUAUCUAGUCUGCAAAAUAUUUUCCAUUGUGCCAUAGAAUUAUAAUUUUUGCUUGUUGGAUAGAUUAGUGGCGAGUCACCACCCCA
Messenger RNA from Hyalella azteca, 4575 nucleotides. Its product is annotated as leucine-rich repeats and immunoglobulin-like domains protein 1. NCBI's taxonomy places the organism in Eukaryota, Metazoa, Arthropoda, Malacostraca, Amphipoda, Hyalellidae. The record is from RefSeq and is a predicted model, not a curated record. Gene Ontology annotation, cellular component: extracellular matrix. The transcript has 11 exons. Gene Ontology annotation, molecular function: protein binding. The coding region runs from base 711 to 2417 and encodes 568 amino acids.